Messenger RNA from Cyprinodon variegatus (sheepshead minnow), 3384 nucleotides. It is a transcript of the gene angel2, whose product is annotated as protein angel homolog 2-like. Lineage: Eukaryota; Metazoa; Chordata; Actinopteri; Cyprinodontiformes; Cyprinodontidae. Gene Ontology annotation, molecular function: mRNA 3'-UTR binding; 3'-5'-RNA exonuclease activity. The record is from RefSeq and is a predicted model, not a curated record. The coding region runs from base 393 to 2417 and encodes 674 amino acids. Gene Ontology annotation, biological process: 3'-UTR-mediated mRNA stabilization. The transcript is spliced from 9 exons.
UUGCGAUGGGUGCUUUUAUUUAUUCUUUCUUUUCUUCUAUAGGCUACUCAUUUGAACUUGUUUGCGUUUGCAGCAGGAUCUCUGCGAUGGGGGAAGAAGUUUAACCAACAGUCAGCCUUCCUGCAGGCUGAUGCUCAGUCAUUUUAAGUUGAGGCGGGGUGUUUUUUACACACAGGGACAGAGUACAGUAUGUACAGACGCCCCCCUGCUCCCAGGGUCCAUUUCACCCGCUCAUCGAAUCAUUAACCCGAACCUGGCUUCCUCGCCUUGGAUUUUAAACACCGUAAACAACAUAAUAUGCCGCUGGAUAAAAGCUGACAUUUUCUCUUUACGAGCCGCUUUUAACCGCAUCCCUGAUUUCCAGAGGAGACAGACGCCUUUUUACCCCUCCCAUGUUUCUUCGCCGGCUGACCUACUUCAGGUCCUCCUAUCAUCCCAGAGGGUGUCGGGCCUUCUCCAACCAACCAUCCACCCCUGCUUCUCAUCUAUGCCGGUCAGUCCAAAGGUUUCCACCCUGGCCUCCUCGACUGCCCCCUCCUCGCCCACCGGAUCACCCAAUCUUCACUGGUAGCACGUUCCACCCUUUUACCAUCCCGCCCGGUCGCUUCAGCGCUGCCGGUCUGCAGUCCCUCCACACCUCUGUGGGUCUCAUGAUGGAGCGUCCUAACAGAGAGCCUCCCAACAAACGGAGGAAAAGUGUAGAGGAGGGGAGAAGCGGUGAAGAAAAGGAUAGAGGAGGGAGGGAAACGAGGAGCAAAGCAAAGGAGAGAGAAUCUAAGCAGGAACACCAUCAUCUGCAUUUUAGAGGGGAUGACAGGAAACCAGAAAAUCAGUUCGUUAGAAUCAGAGAUAAACCGAAAUCUGAACAAGAGAGAGUUUGUUGGAGGGAAAGCAGCAGGGAGAAGGCUGAUGAAAGGACUAAAGGGGAGAGGAAAGGUAGCAGAGAUGAAAGUCUGAAUCAACACUCCAGAAACCCUCCCCCCAAAUCCACGUCUCGGCAGGAUCCCGUUCCAGCGCAAAGAUCCAACCCCUGGUUCAAAGGCCGGUCUGCUGAGGAGCUGGGUCGCCUUCAGGGAAAGCAAACCGGUUCAGCAGAACAUCAGAUGGUUGGAGGUGUCGGUCCAGAGGGAUGGCCAGAGCUUCCAUCCCAGCCUUCCACUCAAGCUCCAAACCAGUGGCAACCAGAAAGACCAGCAGUCAGAUGUCUUCAGAGACAGUGGGAGACCUGCAGUACAGAGCCACGGCCACCAGGGGACAGCAGAGUGUUCGACUUCUCAGUGAUGUCCUACAACAUCUUGUCUCAGGAGCUGCUGCAGGAUAACGCCUAUCUGUACCGACACUGCGACCCUACCGUGCUGCCCUGGCAGUACCGACUGCCCAACCUGCUGGCUGAGAUCCAAAAGUACAACGCGGAUAUUCUGUGUCUGCAGGAGGUCCAGGAGGACCACUAUGAGAACCAGAUCAAGCCAGCACUACACGCUUUAGGUUACCAGUGUGAAUAUAAGAAGCGGACAGGAAAGAAACCGGAUGGCUGCGCCGUCAUCUUCAAAACCUCCCGCUUCUCCCUUCUCUCCUCCACCCCGGUGGAGUUCUACCGGCCCGGCGACGCCCUCCUGGACCGGGACAACGUGGGAAUGGUGGUCCUGCUGCAGCCCAACGCCGCCGCCGCCCAGUCCGAUCAAUCUUCCUUUGUGUGCGUGGCCAACACUCACCUCCUCUACAACCCCCGCCGCGGUGACAUCAAACUGGCUCAGCUGGCCAUCCUAUUGGCUGAGAUCGGCCGACUGUCCCGCCUCCCUGACGGCUCUAGAAACCCGGUGGUUCUGUGCGGGGAUUUCAACUCUGCACCGUGGAGUCCGCUGUACCGGUUCCUGACCACGGGCUGUCUGGAGUACCAAGGGAUGCAGAUCGGACUGGUGUCGGGUCAGGAAACCAGCCCCAAAGGUCAUCGCGUCUUGACGUCUCCCAUCUGGUCUCGCAGUCUGGGAAUCAGUCAGCAGUGCCAGUAUGAGAGCAGACAGGCGAAGGCGCCUUCUCCCAGCAGCCCCACAGCUGUAGAUGGAGGAAUGUCUAACCUGACCGUAGACGAUCCGGCCUCCAGAUCCUCUGCUGAAUUCAACAGCUCAAGGAUUGAGCAUAAAUUAAGGCUGCAGUCGUCCUAUGGGCACCGCCUGAUGCCCGACGGGCGACCUGAGAUCACCACCUGUCAUUCACGCACAGCCCUGACCGUAGAUUACAUCCUCUACAGCUCAGAUGGAAAUGCAACCCCUUCACUUCCUGGUGGGCGUGGCCUCCAGCUGCUGGGCAGGUUGUCAUUGGUUGGACAGUCGGAGCUGGAGGAAGUCAGCGGUCUGCCAAACGGACACCACUCCUCCGACCAUCUUCCUCUUCUCGCCCGCUUUCGGCUGCACUGCUGAUGUUUGUGGACGCGGUCCGUCACAUGGUGCCAGCAGAACCACAGAGGGGAAAUUUAGUUCUAUUUUAUUUUAUUUUAUUUGAGGAAUUGAAAUCUGGCAGCUGGAAAUGAAGGAGGAAUUAAAUUAGAAGUAACCCCAAGAAAGAAAAAUGGUUGACUAAGAGUGUUCAAUAAUUUUAAAAAGUUUUAUUUUAACAUCUGAAAGAUCAUAAAAAUUAUACAGAAGAUGUAAAAAAAAAGCUUAUUGCUGCAGAUGGCAGCUAAUACUGUAUAUUUAAUGUGGGAUUUGCACAAAGAAUCUGCGACGGGAAGUUAAAUUAAGAGCUUAUUUAGAGAUUUGAACAUGUUUGGACAAGAUCAACCCUAAAACUCUUUAAAUUAAGAUUUUAAAUCUUAGUUUAAAAGCAGCAAUAAAGCAGCAUCAGAUUCCACGUCUCUUUUUCUUACAGCUCUGGACAGCAUGUCAACAUGUUUAGAUUAAUAAACAUCAACUUUUCUAUUAAUUAGCCUUUUUUUCUCUUUCUUAAAUUUGAUAUUUGGUUUAUUAUUCAAUAAUUCCUACCAGCCAGCAUGGAGAUGCUUAAUGUUUAGGGUCUGGUUUUAUUCCAGGAUUUUAUUUUAUUUAACAGAUGAUUCAUAAACGAGUUUUAAACAGGUUUGCUGCUGAUGAAUAACAGGAAUUAUUCAGGGGAAAGUUUGUGCUUGAAGAGCUUUAUGUGCCAAAACUAAGAAAAUCACAUUUUUCAUUGUUUUAUUGGUUUGAAUUAUUUUUAUCCCCCGAAAAAAAGGAAAUUCUGCAUGUCUGUGUUUAGAAAAUUGGAAUAAAUGUUAAAGUUCCAUUUAUGUAAGGGUUAAAUUUAUUCUAUUUUAAUGCUGUUCUUCAUCAGUGAAGGAAUAUAAACUACAGAUUGUUUGGACCAUGUGUAUUUUUCUACUCCUUUGUUUGCCUUUGUGGGGAAGUUUACAGU